Molecule: messenger RNA, 1392 nt
Organism: Exaiptasia diaphana
Lineage: Eukaryota; Metazoa; Cnidaria; Anthozoa; Actiniaria; Aiptasiidae
Product: E3 ubiquitin-protein ligase TRIM71-like
Exons: 2
Coding region: 1-1392 (463 amino acids)
Molecular function (GO): protein binding
Source: RefSeq, a predicted model, not a curated record
AUGACUCUCAGUACUGUAGAUAUAGUAUGUGGCCGUGAGGUAACGGGAAAGUCCCGCAUUCCCUACAAGGUUAUCCAAGGCACUCAAGAGUACGUCAAAUACUUCAUACAAAAUGGAACAGCAAGUGAAAUCAUUGACCUCCGAUCAGACGCAGAAUGCUCGAAAACGUUCACCUACGACGCAUUUGAAAAAGACUUUGGCGGGAUKAAAUUUCAACCCAAUGAAGAACUUUGUGGGCAAGUGGAUACUGGUGUAGGACUUGUGCAAUCAUUCAAAAGAGCUGACCCAAACAAUAGUUCAUUAGCASUUGAGCCAAAAACAUUUGAGGCAAUGGAGGAAGCAUCUUUGACAGUGACGCUUAGAACAUAUAAAGGUGAACUAUUUUACCCCUCAUUGGAUAAAGUGACAAUAGACUUCAUCCCUGUAGAUGACGUCAAUGUAGGAGAGAAACGAGUGAUGCCUGAUGGUCAGAUCAAAGUAACCUUUACUCCACGUGUUCCUGGUCAGUUGACAGCUGAGGUUCAAGURCAUGGAAAUCCUGUAUCCAACAGUCCACUAGUGAUGGAUGUCAAUCCACAAAACUUAAAAGAAGUAAAUACAGAAAUUUCAGUUUUCUUGAAUACAAUAUCAAGGAGGUUUGCAUUUGUUGCUGUCAAUACAUCAAACACCAAGAUUGCAUUUGCAGACUGGGGAGCAAGUUGUAUCAGAGUUUUCAACAUGGAUGGGGAUUUGUUACUGUCAUAUGGUAGUARAGGCAGUGGACRAGAACAGUUACAGAAUCCAGCUGGUUUAGCMUUUCUAAAUGAAACAGAUCUGGUCAUAGCUGAUUGCYAUAAUCAUAGAAUAUGCAUAGUGGRCACAACCUCCRGUAAGCUUGUUGGUACCUUUGGUUGCUAUGGAGAUAWGAACGGACAUCUUGAUAAACCCAUGGGACUACACAUUGGUAGUGAUUCUAGCAUUAUUGUAUGUGCUAAGAACCGUGUUCAAGUGUUUACAAAGACCGGUGACCAUCUCUAUCAGAUUGCAAUACCUGGUAGACAAGGAAGACCAUUUGAUGUAGUUACACACAAUGGACUGUUGUACAUCAGUACGGGAUCAGURGUACACGUGAUUGAGGUGAAAGACAACCAGUCACCAACUAUUGUAAACACUAUUGGUGGGGAGGACUACACAGAUGGUCGGYUACAAAAACCUUUGGGUCUGGCUAUUGACAWUGMMAAYAAUCUUAUGGUUUGUGAUCAUMAAUCAAAGRWARUCUACAAGUUUACAUUGGAUGGUCGUUWUGUAGGAAAGACAGUUAAACUAGACUUCAAACCUUGCUUYGUAGCWGCACUGAAUGAUUGUCUGAUUUGUACUACUGAAGAACGAAAUGGUGUACAUUUUUUUAAGUAG